This is a messenger RNA of Uncinocarpus reesii 1704, 2067 nucleotides long. RefSeq lists its product as uncharacterized. The transcript has 2 exons. NCBI's taxonomy places the organism in Eukaryota, Fungi, Ascomycota, Eurotiomycetes, Onygenales, Onygenaceae. Gene Ontology annotation, cellular component: mediator complex; core mediator complex. The record is from RefSeq and is a predicted model, not a curated record. Gene Ontology annotation, molecular function: transcription coregulator activity. The coding region runs from base 1 to 2067 and encodes 688 amino acids. Gene Ontology annotation, biological process: regulation of transcription by RNA polymerase II.
AUGUCGGAAAGACUUACCUUACCACUCCGGCCCACACAGCAAAGGGCACAUCGGGAGGACGACCUUGCGAUCAAAAUCGCUCAGAUCAACGCCCAACGAGGGUCUUUUCGAGAUGUGACCGAGGCAAGCCUUCUGGCGGAGAUUGAAGCUGCACGUACUGCGGGAGAAAAUGAGGAUGAGGAAGUUGAUAUGAGAAAGAGUGAGGAUGAGGAGCAAAAUAGGGAAGAGAAACUCUUCAGGAGCCGUCUCGAGAUUUCUCAAUUCGCCAUGAAUGCGCAUAUGGAGGCAACCUACGCGCUCGAGUUUAUUUCUCUACUUUUGUCCAAAUUUACUCCCCGCCAAGCAGAAACGUCCAUGUCCCCGCUCCUCAAACAGAAAGUACCGCUUGGAUCUCUAGCAAUCGACCGUACAAAACCACCCGAACAGUCGGAAUCUCAGAAGAGAGAUAUAAGCGCUGUGUCACGCGGAUGGAAAUUGGAAAGUCUCGAUGCUGCAGCGAGCAAGCUACUUCAGUCAGCGGAAAGGUUGGAGGAAGAUAUUGCCGCCGAAACGAAAUACUGGGCUGAGGUCCUGAAGAUUAAGCAAGAGGGCUGGAAGGUAUGCAAACUACCUCGUGAGAGGCAAACCCUUGGAGUCCACUUUGGAUCCCUUGAAUCUGCGCCGAUUUUCCGAGACAGGGGCCUUGCGGCGUUUCGGAAGGGAGAAGGGGAACGGUUGUUUCUAGACCGGGGAGUACAAACGAAACCACCACAGGUUGUCCGUAUACGAAUCCGGGAAGGGGACCGAACCGUAGCAGUAUCUGUUCCGGCAGCUCCCAGGAAGGAUGAAUCCCUUGCUUGUCAAAUCCGUGAGGCUCGAGAUAGUCUCUUUGAAGAAGAGUUAUUCUAUGAAUUAAACCGAGAAGCACGCGUGCUGCUCCAGCACGGAGUUGAAAUUAGGCGGAAUUCAAUCAAAUUCCAUGCUGACGAUACCAAACAAGUACAUAUUGACCUGGUUGGAUUUGAUGAGGAACCUCCUGAUAUAGAGACGGAUUCAGAUCCUUUUGAUAGCAUCCUGGCCCACUCAAUUGCAAUGUCUUUCCGCAUCCUCCUUUGCUAUGCCCAUCGCGAAAAUUAUCGUCGCCGCACGAGCCUGCCUCCGCCUUUGACCCCCAAUAAGAGGCCGAAUCCAGAAUACAAGAUCUUACGGCCUGUUUUGUCAUAUCUUCAGCACAGGUCGCAUUACCGGUGGUUUACGUCAUUGUUUGAAAAUAUAACAAGCACUCUUCAAUCCGCUGGACUAAAGUGCAAUUACACCGUGUAUCCCUUACUGAAGCCUUCACGAAGUCACUCCGAACAAACACAACCGCCCAUAGUCCUUUCAUACCUUGAAAAGUUUAUAGGCACCCUUACCAAUCCUAUGGAGUCAUUCCUUCGUUGCACCCUUGUCUCGCAAACUUCAGUGGUUAAGAUGCGCAUUAGGACCAACGUCAACCCGAAUGGCCUUGGGUCAGAAUUUGACCUUGUCAGCAAUCUCUGCCAUUUCCCUGCGCAACAAUCCCCUUUCCGCUUUGGGCUUCGGGAGGAUGCUCGUAAGCUGAUCUUAUAUCUUUUUACGUUGGAUCUUGUUCAUUUAGUUCCACCUCUUGGGAAACCUGCAGACACUACUAGCAGCCUGAAUAUUCCGAUUGCUGGGCUUGCAAAGCCUCGAUAUUUAGCAGAGGAAGAGGGCCUCGAGGACGGUGAAUUUGUUAGGUCGCCAACCCAGAAACCGGACAAAACAUGUUUAUUACCCUGGCAACCGACAUUCCCUCAAAAUGGUGAGCUAACUGCGUACUCCCCGGCGCAUCGCCGCACAAAAAAGUUACGCAUUCAGCUUGAAGAUGGUCAACUACAUCUGCAAUGUUCCUGGGCAGGGCGUGGAGGAAACUCUGCGGAAGAAAAGCAACAACAACCUGGAGAGAUAUCUUUCGCAUGGCGCGCUGCUGAUAUACGAGACGAAGCAGCAGAUGCUUCCAGGGUCUCAUUUCACCAGGCAGUAGAGAUUCUAGGGAAGGAAGAUGCAGAUCAACCCGUUCAAGACGUUUAG